Molecule: messenger RNA, 2571 nt
Organism: Hermetia illucens (black soldier fly)
Lineage: Eukaryota; Metazoa; Arthropoda; Insecta; Diptera; Stratiomyidae
Exons: 8
Coding region: 405-2405 (666 amino acids)
Biological process (GO): endoplasmic reticulum tubular network organization
Cellular component (GO): endoplasmic reticulum tubular network; cytoplasmic microtubule; endoplasmic reticulum membrane
Molecular function (GO): microtubule binding
Source: RefSeq, a predicted model, not a curated record
ACCACUCGCUGUUGUGCCAGCGUCGCUGGCUGUCGUUAUUUUGACGUAUCGUCUGUGGUCGUGUUGUUUUUGUUGUUGCCGUCACUUGUGCGCGAGAGACGAAAACAAAAGUUUUUGCGUUCGCGUGCGGCCGCUACGAUUUCGAUUCAGUUGGUUUUCCGUUGUCCAAGUUCCGAUAAGAAGCAAGAAAGAACGGAAUUCGCGAGGAGUGCGGAUCCGGGAGAGUAUCGGGAGCUGGAAAAGCUGAAAAUUCAAACGAUCCUUUCCGUUGUGCAAUUCAUCGAAUUGUCGUCUACGUGCGCGGGGAGCGUGGCGGAGCCGCGGGUGUGGAAUGAAGUGAAUGUUUGCCGUUUUUAUCUCGGAAGAAAUCCUGUGACGGGGGCGCAUCUGCAAAUCCUGCGACCAUGAUCAGCGCGAUUAUUUCACGUGUGAUAAUAUUGCUCUUUGGAACGCUGUAUCCAGCGUAUGCAUCAUAUAAGGCUGUUAGAACAAAAAAUGUUAAAGAAUAUGUAAAAUGGAUGAUGUACUGGAUAGUUUAUGCAUUUUUCACAUGUAUAGAAACAUUCACGGAUAUAUUUCUAUCAUGGUUUCCAUUCUACUAUGAAAUUAAAGUACUUAUCGUAAUAUGGCUGUUAUCACCUGCAACAAAAGGUAGCUCAACAUUAUACAGAAAAUUUGUUCAUCCGAUGCUAACCCGUCGCGAGCCGGAAAUCGAUGAAUAUAUUAAUCAAGCCAAAGAAAAAGGUUACACGGCUGUUCUGCAGCUGGGAUCGAAAGGUGUUAAUUAUGCAACAAAUGUGAUUAUGCAAACGGCACUAAAGGGCGGUGGAAAUUUGGUGCAAACCAUACGAAGAAGUUAUAGCUUAAGCGAUCUGUCGGAACCAGAUGAUCAGAGAACGCAGGAUGAGAUUGAUGAAGUUGGACGACCACAAAGACUUCUUCGGCCUAGAAGUCAGACAGUGAGAUCCUCCUCGGGCGGGCGAAAUGUUGAUAUGUACUUUUCGGAAGUUGACGUUGGUCCUAAAGCGCCCCAACCUAAUUUCAACUACAUGCGAUCUUCAGACGAUAUAAGCUCAGGGUAUUCAAGUGCAGAGCCUGUUUCAACCGGCCUUAGCCGCACUGCAUCGCUGACAAAUGCAACGCGACCUCGAUUUAAAGCUAAAAGGGCUGAAGUAAGUGGAAACGUAGCUGACGAUGUUUAUUUUGAAAGUGACGAAAAUGAGGCAAUGCCUGAGGUUCGUCGUCCCAGCACUCGUUAUCCUCAUUAUCCCCAAAACCCUGAUUAUUCCCCUUUCAGUAGGUUAGCUACAAAACCACAAAGGCCUAGGUCGGAAAUUAUUUCAGAUUGGAGAAACGAAACUUUUUUUGAGAAUGAAAAAUACUUUCAAGAUUUAGUUCUUGAAAAUUUAGUCAAUAAUAGAGCGCCGGAUAUUCUUGAUAGUGCAGUUACUAAUCUUGCGCAUGAAUCGAUAUUGGAAGAUGAGAAAAAAAUACCUAAAGAGAUUUUAGAAGGAUCAGACAUUGUUUUGCCGAAAGUAAAGGAUGAGAUAACUAAAAGUAUUUCGGCUAAAGCCCAUGCAGGCAAAGCUGUCGAAGAAGGUGCUGUUAGAUCACCUGACGGACCGAAGGCUCAGAAGAUCGAUAAUUCCUAUGUUCCACUUCCGGAAGGCAUGACUAGCAAAUACGAUUUAUUUUGUAAAUGGUUGAAAGAUAAUGAAAAAAGACUUACUAGUCAGACGCAGGCGGAAGAUAAGAUAGAAGGCGAUAUUCCCAUCCAACAACAGCUAGAAGAUGAAUUUAAAGAUACAUUAUCGGGAAGUGAUGAAGAAUAUCUUGAUACUCAGGCUGUAGACCCUUCAACAGAUCAGAACCCGAAAUCAUUAUUAGAGACCGUACUCACUGAGAAGUUGCAUGAACAAUUAAGUCCUCCGGAGGCCGAAAGAAAAGGAUCUAGCAGCUCAAAUUCAGUUGAAGGAGAGGCUUCCCUCCCAUCGAUUCUUGAAGAUUUCAAUGCAUCCCGGAAAGGUUCCGCAUCCGAAGUAAAACGACCAGCAACCCACCAUAAAGGCAAAGCACCGGAGCCUCCUCAGAUUAAUGAUUCUGGCAUUAAUAAUGAAGGUUCAACAUCACUUGAGCCCACAACAAGUUCAAAUGACAAAGAAUCGGUCAAACUUCUGGAUCCGUCUGAUUUGCCCGAAACUGUGAUGAACAUAAAUGCACAAUUACCUUCAAAUGACAGCCAACGAACAUCACGAUCUCCGUCACCACGUCCCGAUUCAAAAUCGAAAUCUGGGAGAAUGAAUUUAUUUAAAAAUUACCUUCCCUCCUUAUUCCGAUCCGAAUCCCCGAAACCGAAUUCUAGUGAUAAUGAUAAGGAAGACCAUCAUAAAGAGACACAGAUUUAGAAAAGUCACACUUUUAUCUCCUGGAAGAACCUCACGGCAUGCAUUUUACAAUUAUAGUUUAAUUUAUUGCCUAUCUCAUGAACAAAUGCACAUCUUUAUUGUUUGAAAACUCAAUGUAUGUGGGUAGAAAGUAAUGAAGCGUAAAGUACGGUAGAACCAUCGACUC